Messenger RNA from Boeremia exigua, 1722 nucleotides. RefSeq lists its product as uncharacterized. Bases 1 to 1722 code for a protein of 573 amino acids. The transcript has 3 exons. The record is from RefSeq and is a predicted model, not a curated record. NCBI's taxonomy places the organism in Eukaryota, Fungi, Ascomycota, Dothideomycetes, Pleosporales, Didymellaceae.
AUGCCGCUUCAUCUGUUAUUCAAUUCGGUCGUUUUCACCAAUCUGCAAGCCAACGAGUACUUCGUCAAUCCGGUCACGGAGGAUUGGCUCGCAGGGGGCUCUUUUGAUACUUCCCGCUUCGUGGAGGUAUCUGAUGCGAAGACGGACGAGAUCGUUGCCAAUAUCAACGCCAAAGAAUUGAAUGUGACUUUUGUUGGAGAAACUUUCAUCAACACCAACAACGCUAAGGCUACUUACCAGAAGCUUGAUACUGCGGCCUGCUUCGAUAAAUUUAACAAUCAGUAUAUGUCCGACGCAGGAAACGUCUAUCUCGUUCACAGCGACCCCAUAGUUUGGCGAAACCAUACAGUCUGGUGGCCCUUGUUUCAUCUCAACAACAGCUUUACAUGGACCAGAGACUCAAAGCCUGAGUCUCCGAUCACGGAGAUAGACCGUAACACCACCUUGGAUGCCACGAUACCGUUUCUCAGUACACCGGAUUUUUACCUAUCUAAUGGGUGGCGCUGUCCUUCGCAUACGUUGAAAAUGUGUGACGUUGACAACGAGCAUGAGGUGCCUGGUGAUCGCUCGAAAUGGCAGCCGUUCGAGGCACCAAUCGCUUACUGUAUGGUCGAAGAAGUGCAAGAAAGCUGCAGACUGCAGUUCAGUUUGAUCAUUGCUGCUCUUGUUGUAGUAUCGAACUUCGUCAAAGCUGUAUGUAUGGCUCUGACGCUUCUGAUGUACCGGAGACAUCUGCCGCUCGUCACUGUAGGAGAUACUAUAGCUCAUUUCCUCGACUGCCCCGAUCCAGAGACAAAGGGUCGAUGUCUGUUCUCGAGACAUCUCAUGGAGGCCCAGUGGACAUGGGAGUUCACUCACGGCGCAAAGAAGGACGAGCUUGGUGUGCCUCCUGAGCGAUUUGAUCCCAAACGCCGAGCGUGGCAGACCGCUCCAAGUGGCUAUCGAUGGCUGGCUACCUACAUAUUAUUUGUUGCGGCGAUCAUAUUUGCCAUCGUAUGUAUGGCGCGUACGGUGUCGGCGAUGCCUAAAGAUGUUGCCAAAUUGUGGAAAAUCGGGUUUGGGACGAUUACGGGCAACAAUCUACUGAAUAUCAGCACUACUCUUGUGGGUGGCAUUUUACUUGCCAAUCUGCCACAGGCCGUGCUGUCAUACUUGUAUCUUGCCUUCAACGCUCUGUAUACGAAUAUGUUCGUUGCACAAGAAUGGAGUACCUACAUGGAGAACCGAAAGCCACUCCGUGUCACCUCGCCUAUCGGCCAGCAACGCGAUACAUACUGGCUCAAUGUCCCAUUUCGCUACGCGAUUCCCAUGACAGUGAUGUCAGGUCUGUUUCAUUGGCUCGCAUCUCAGAGUAUCUUCCUGGUCCAGAUCACGGUUCUGAAUGCGUACACCCGCGAAGCAUACAAGAAGAUCUCAACUUGUGGAUUUUCUCCCGUAGCGAUCAUCUUGUGCACCGUGCUCGGUACUAUUAUAGCGAUCGGGGGCUUCGCCCUUGGACGGUUCCGAUACGCGCCGGGCAUGCCUGUGGCAGGCAGUUGCUCAGCUGCGAUCAGCGCUGCGUGCCAUCCGCUGCCGGAGGACACUGAUGCUGCUGUGCUACCCGUACAAUGGGGCGCCGUCACACACGGGGAGAAGGGUGUUGAUGGCAAGCCACCUGUCGGUCAUUGUACAUUCUCAAGCUUUCCAGUUCACACCCCAAAACGAGGUCAAUUAUACGCUUGA